AUGAGGAAGAUGAAACACUUUUGCCUGUUGCUGCUCAUCAUCCCUCUUUGCUACAUUGUGGACACCAAGAAUGUGGGGCAGGCUUACAACGACACAGAAAACAGAGCACUGAGCAGGGCUAUGAAACUAAGAGCAGAGGUCAAGGAGUUGCAGGAUGAAAAUGCGGACUUGAGCGCUUCUCUUAAGGAGGUUAAAAACCCUGUAGAAGAGAUCAAGGCUCUGCAGGACGAUAUUAAGAAACGCACGUCAGAGGCCGCCACCCCUGUGCGUCGCUGCAGCCUCCUGCGGGAGAGCUGCUCCUCCCAUGUGCCGUGCUGCGACCCCUGCGCCUCCUGCCGCUGUCGGUUCUUCAACAUCGUCUGCCACUGCUGGAGGGUGAAUCGCUCCUGCUUGACCAGGAGGAAAACCCCGCGGAUGCGAAUCGGCAUCGGCACCAUGGAGUCAUACGGCGUAUAG
Dunckerocampus dactyliophorus (ringed pipefish) is the source of this 456-nucleotide messenger RNA. It is a transcript of the gene asip2b, whose product is annotated as agouti signaling protein, nonagouti homolog (mouse) 2b. The record is from RefSeq and is a predicted model, not a curated record. The transcript is spliced from 3 exons. Gene Ontology annotation, biological process: hormone-mediated signaling pathway; adult feeding behavior; positive regulation of feeding behavior. Bases 1 to 456 code for a protein of 151 amino acids. NCBI's taxonomy places the organism in Eukaryota, Metazoa, Chordata, Actinopteri, Syngnathiformes, Syngnathidae. Gene Ontology annotation, molecular function: type 1 melanocortin receptor binding; neuropeptide hormone activity. Gene Ontology annotation, cellular component: extracellular region.